Molecule: messenger RNA, 1569 nt
Organism: Dalotia coriaria
Lineage: Eukaryota; Metazoa; Arthropoda; Insecta; Coleoptera; Staphylinidae
Gene: Gmppa
Product: GDP-mannose pyrophosphorylase A
Exons: 5
Coding region: 174-1487 (437 amino acids)
Biological process (GO): biosynthetic process
Cellular component (GO): cytoplasm
Source: RefSeq, a predicted model, not a curated record
CUAAACACGUCGCGCCUUCCCAAACGUCAAAAUGAACCAAACAAACUGAAUAUUGCAUAUAACACUGUUGUUUAUCACCGGCAGGGACGUGUCCAACAAAGAUAAGAGCCAUAACACACUUUACACAACGCUGAAUAAGCUCUAUCCCGCACUUUAGCACAAAAACGUACAAUAUGGUGCUUUUAAAAGCUGUGAUUUUAAUUGGUGGCUCACAAAAAGGGACACGAUUUAGGCCUUUGUCUUUAGACAUACCUAAACCAUUAUUUCCUGUUGCUGGAUUGCCAGUAAUUCAGCAUCACAUUGAAGCAUGCACAUCAGUUGAAGGUUUACAAGAAAUAUUGUUGAUUGGCUAUUAUCCCAUCACACAAAUUCAAGGUUUUAUUAAUGACAUGCAAAAUCAGUACCAUGUUAAUAUUAGAUAUCUCCAAGAAUUUACUGCACUUGGAACUGCAGGUGGAAUUUACCACUUCAGGGACCAAAUUCGUCUUGGUAAUCCCUCUGCAUUUUUCGUUAUGAAUGGUGAUGUAUGUGCAGAUUUUCCGUUGGUUGAUCUGUACAAGUUCCACAAACAUAGCGGCCCUGCAUGCAUCGCAACAAUUUUAACCACGGAGGCAACUCGCCAACAGUCUCUCAAUUAUGGUUGUAUGGUCACAGAUAAAUCUACCUCUGAAGUUAGACAUUACGUCGAAAAACCCAGCUCAUACGUCUCCGCGUUGAUCAACUGCGGAACUUAUUGCUUUUCAGUGGAUAUCUUCCAAAUUAUUGGCGAGAUAUUCCACAUGAAGCAAGACGAUUACUUGAAAGGUAAUGGUAAUGGAAACGGCAAUGGUAACGGAGCUAAAGAGGCUGGUUACAUUCAACUUGAACAAGAAGUUUUGGCUCCCUUGGCGGCAACUGGAAAAUUAUUUGCUUUCCAAACUACAAAUUGGUGGUCGCAGUUGAAGACUGCGGGCGCGGCGAUUUACGCAAAUAAACAUUAUCUUGAGUUGUACAGGGCUAAGAAGCCGGAGAGAUUGUCGCAGAGUAUUCUAUCAGCAGCUGGGGAUAAUCAAAGCGCGAAAUGUCGAAUUAUUAACGAUGUUUAUGUUCAUCCAAGUGCAACUAUUCAUCCUACAGCUGUUUUGGGACCAAAUGUCAGCAUCGGACCGGAAGUCACAAUUGGGCCGGGUGUGCGCAUCCGGGAAAGCAUUGUUUUAGCUAAGGCGACCAUCGAGGACCACAGUUUGAUUUUACAUAGUAUAAUCGGACAGAAUUCUCAUGUUGGACGAUGGGCAAGGAUAGAGGGAACUCCGUCUGAUCCUGAUCCGAAUAAACCGUUUGCGAAAAUGGAAAAUCCGCCGCUUUUCAAUGAAAAUGGGCGUUUAAAUCCGUCAAUUACUAUUUUAGGUUGUUCAGUGUCUGUGCCAUCCGAAAUGGUUUUGCUGAACACCAUUGUACUGCCAAACAAAGAACUAAGUCGCAGCUUCAAAAACGAAAUUAUUCUAUGAAUUUUAUAAUCAAUACAAUUUAUAAUCAAAUAUUUAAAUAAUGUUUUAUUUUUUCUUUUUAAAUAUAUAUUUUGUUAUUCGA